AUGGCCGCCACCGCCGUCGCCAACAACCCCGAGGAUAUCGUCGCCGCCUCCUACGUCGGUUUCGACUGCCAGACCGGUCUCGGCAAGUCCACCCUCGUUAACACUCUUUUCGCCUCGCACCUCGUCGACUCGAAGGGCCGCACCGAGCCCGACAUCGCCCCUCGCUCGACCACCGAGAUCCACGCCAACUCGCACGUCAUCGUUGAGAACGGCGUCCGCCUGAAGCUGAACAUCAUCGACACCCCGGGUUACGGAGACCUCGUCAACAAUGACCAGUGCUGGGACCCUAUCGCCAAGUACAUCAAGGACCAGCACUCGGCCUACCUCCGCAAGGAGCUGACCGCCAUGCGUGAGCGCUUCAUCCCCGACACCCGCAUCCACUGCUGUGUCUUCUUCAUCAACCCCACCGGCCACACCCUCAAGCCCAUCGACAUUACUGUGCUCAAGAAGCUCAGCGAGAUCGUCAACGUCGUCCCUGUUAUCGCCAAGUCGGACUCGCUCACCCUUGAGGAGCGCGCCGCCUUCAAGCAGCGCAUCAUGGCUGAGCUCCAGCACCACCAGAUCCGACUCUACCCCUUCGACGGCGAUGAGCUCGACGCCGAGGAGCUCGACCUGAACGAGCGCGUCCGCAACAUGCUUCCUUUCGCCAUUGUCGGCUCUGAGCGCACGGUCGUUGUCGACGGUAAGCCGGUCCGCGGCCGCAAGCACCGCUGGGGUGUUGUCAACGUUGAGGACGAGACUCACUGCGAGUUUGUCUACCUCCGCAACUUCCUCACGCGUACCCACCUCCAGGACCUGAUUGAGACCACCAGCCAGAUCCACUACGAGACCUUCCGUUCCAAGCAGCUCCUUGCGCUCAAGGAGAGCUCUGCCAAGCAGCAGCAGCAGCCUGCUCCUUCAGCUUAG
Molecule: messenger RNA, 906 nt
Organism: Trichosporon asahii var. asahii CBS 2479
Lineage: Eukaryota; Fungi; Basidiomycota; Tremellomycetes; Trichosporonales; Trichosporonaceae
Product: septin ring protein
Exons: 3
Coding region: 1-906 (301 amino acids)
Biological process (GO): cytoskeleton-dependent cytokinesis
Cellular component (GO): microtubule cytoskeleton; septin ring; septin complex
Molecular function (GO): molecular adaptor activity; GTP binding; GTPase activity
Source: RefSeq, a predicted model, not a curated record